Messenger RNA from Aspergillus japonicus CBS 114.51, 504 nucleotides. RefSeq names its product GNAT family N-acetyltransferase. The record is from RefSeq and is a predicted model, not a curated record. Bases 21 to 491 code for a protein of 156 amino acids. NCBI's taxonomy places the organism in Eukaryota, Fungi, Ascomycota, Eurotiomycetes, Eurotiales, Aspergillaceae. The transcript has a single exon. Gene Ontology annotation, molecular function: acyltransferase activity, transferring groups other than amino-acyl groups.
CUGCAUUUCUCCACGCCAUCAUGCUCAUCAAACACGACGACCUCUCCAGCCCCGAGACCCGCGCGCUCCUGGCCCUCCACCUGGCCGACCUGCAAAGCAAAUCACCCUCCGAAGCCGGCCAUUUCCUCGGCCUCACCGCACUCCAACAGUCCUCAGUCUCCGUGUAUUCGGCCUGGGUCGGCCCGGAGCUCCUCGGAUGCGGGGCGCUCAAGGAGUUCUCGCCGACGGCGGGCGAGAUCAAGUCCAUGCGGACGGUGGCGACCCACCUCCGCAAGGGUGUGGGGCGCGCCAUCGUGCGACAUAUCAUCAACGAGGCCCAGAGGAGGGGGUAUGCGUGGUUGAGUCUGGAGACGGGGACCGACGGGUCGUACGCGGCGGCGCGGGAGUUUUACGCCGGGCAGGGGUUCGAGUGUCGGGAGACGUUUGGGGCGUAUGUGCCCCGCGAGGGGACCUGUUUGAUGAUUUUAGACCUGGCGGGAUCGGAGUGUUGACAUACAGUUUCAG